Cetraspora pellucida is the source of this 504-nucleotide messenger RNA. The record is from the annotation of a GenBank genome assembly. Lineage: Eukaryota; Fungi; Glomeromycota; Glomeromycetes; Diversisporales; Gigasporaceae.
AUGUCUAACAGACAGUUCGUGUUUAAAGGAUUAAAACAUGGGACUGAGAAACUCUUAACCGUUAUGGUGGUAGAAAUACCAAUACAGUUAGUUAUUAAAGAAUAUGAUUUAAUUACUAUACUUCGUUCACCUACCAAUAAUCAAUGUGAUAACUUUGCUGGAAUAUUUGUUUCGGCUAAGAAACUUAAUGUUAAAUCGCUGAUAGAACAACCAUCCAAAUCGAGAUGCGUAGAGAAUUCGGUUAAAGUGUUACUGAAUCGUUUACUAGAACAUCGUCAAAAAUCGACGGUUUUUAUGCUUUUACAUUCUAAAAAUAAGACCUUUGAAACAUCAAGGGAUUGGAGUAGCGUGAAGGUUAACAGGACUGAUGCAUUUUUUUUCACUGGAACAACUUGUGAGAGGAUAUACGAACAAUUGAGACCAGAAAUUAAUAGUGGUAGUUCUGAAGUGAUUUAUAAAUAUGAAUCUAAUGUUGCAAAAUCACGAAAGCCCUCAAACGCCUAA